UAAAACAUGAUUGCAUCAUUUCGAAUUAUGAUGUAAUUAUUUAAUUCUGCUGAAGAUUUUAUUGGUUAAUGGAAACACUACAUUAUAUAAGCGGGGUAGAAUACCAAAACAUUGAUAUUUGCAUUUGACAUUCUUUAACGGCACAUCAUUCUCAGUUAUAUGUCACUGACACACGCAGUUAUGUACAUUCAAAGAAUUCUUACGUUCUUUUGUUCUGUGGUUUUAUCAUUGCAAGCGAAACCCGACGACUGUAUCCGUGGGAAGCAGUACCUUAGUACAACUCUCGUAGAAAGUGGUGAGUGCGUCGAAUGCCCACCAAAUUGGAAAACCUGUUACGACCAGCCGUAUGAAGAUCAAAAGCGCUGUGCUGACUGGUGCCGUCGUGUACCAGACAAAUCCUCCAGUACGGAAAGUACAAGUCCACUUUCGGCAGAAACAUCAACGGAAGUACCCAAAAUAACUGGUAAAUUUCCAAAAGCCACCCUCUCUCCUACCGCGACACCCUUGGUGGGGUACCCUUCUGUUGUACCCAAAGGUGAAGUGAACGAGGAUGAACCUGACAGUAAUGAUAUUACUGCUAAAAGUUCUCGCGCACCAGCAUGGCUUUAUAUCGUUGUGUCGGUUACUUCUCUAUGCGCGAUCACGUCCGUGAUUUCCCUGGUGUUAUUGCUACGAGCGCGGAAGAGAUCUAAAAUACGGAAUCGAGGCGAAGUUGGAGGAGAUGAAAGAGAGGAGGAAUUUCCUUUACACGAGAUUCCACCUGAAAACGAUGCGGAAGGACAACGUUUACAACCAAACGACGAAGAAGACCAGCGUUUACCAGCAAAUGCUGAUGAGGAACAAGGACUUCUACAGCCCGAUAAUGGCGGAGAGCAGAAUCCACGAAGGCAGAAUCACGAGGAACUGGGUUUGCAGCCGACUGAAAGGUAUUUACACUGGCCUAAUCCCGAUGUUGAGGAAUAUGUGGCACGUCAGGAAACCCAGCCUCCUGUUCAGUGCUGUACUUCAUCUAGGCCUACUUCAACGAUAUCAGGAAGUCAAGAGGAAGGGAAUUCAUCAUCUCUGAACAUACAGGCUGAAGUUGAAAAUUAGGACGAUCCAUUGGAGAUACACUACUUUAUUUUUGCUGUACAUAUUUUGUAUAUUUAGGGGGGGUUAGAUUUAUAUUAAUUAAAU
Molecule: messenger RNA, 1176 nt
Organism: Dendronephthya gigantea
Lineage: Eukaryota; Metazoa; Cnidaria; Anthozoa; Malacalcyonacea; Nephtheidae
Exons: 3
Coding region: 160-1092 (310 amino acids)
Source: RefSeq, a predicted model, not a curated record